CUAAUCACACUGGCCCAACAUAAUGAAAACCCGACGCAACGCAGCCCAUACUUCGGAUCAAUUCCCUCAGAGACUGCAAGUCAACACUCCCAGCAGCAGCGUGCGAGUCUGCGACCGACAUACUCGCGGGAUUCAGUUGAACUUUACCGAUUGAUUACGGUGCCCCGACGCCGAUGGACCAGCAGCAAGGCGGCGGCGUCUGCGGCCGUGGCCGCGUGCGCUGCCAUGGCUGUUUUCUAUGUUGCGGUUCUAUAUUUCCCGGCGCUGAUUCUCCGAUUACCCCCGCCGGAUUCUUUUAAAUCCUUCAUGAUACGGCGUUUCGCGUGCGCAGCCGUGUCCUCCGUCGUUUCCCUCGUUCUCUGCUCUCUCAUCCUCCCCAUAGGAAAGUGGGAUACAUCGAUACUGCUUGGUGUUUAUGGAAUCAGACUGGAUCAUAGCUGGCAAGCUUUGGUCUUUCCUCUUUUAUUGACUUCCCUCAUGUACUCUGGGACCUUUACUCUGAGACUUUUAUCAAUGUUCGAUGCAAGCAACGAGCAUUUAAGUCUCGGGAGUCUAUCAGUGAUAUAUAUCAAGAGCGUUUUAUUGAAGAUUAUAGAUUGGGUAGUUUCAACAACUUACUCUGUGUCAGCCUGGCGUAACUAUGUUGUGGCACCACUUACGGAAGAGUUGGUAUUCCGAGCUUGUAUGAUUCCUUUGCUACUGUGUGGAGGAUUCAGUACCUACGCUGUGGUAUUUCUUUGUCCAAUAUUUUUCAGUUUAGCUCAUUUGAAUCACUUACUGGAGUUGUAUGUCCAGAAAAAAUGCAGUUUUCCCAAAGCUUGUCAAGUUGUAGGUUUCCAGCUAGGGUACACCAUCAUCUUUGGGGCGUAUGCAUCAUUUCUUCUUGUCCGUACUGGGCAUCUAGCUGCUCCACUCAUUGCUCAUAUAUUUUGCAAUUUCAUGGGGUUGCCUGUAAUAUCUUCCAGUAGGUCUGGUAUAGUGAGUGUGGCUUUUUUACUGGGAAUGGUAAGUUUUUUCUGGAUGCUUUUCCCAAUGUCCAGUCCACAUUUGUAUAACAAUAGAGAAGAUGAUUGCAAGUGUUGGCAUAGAUACUGUAACUGGAACUAAUUAGUACGCAUAACUUAUGCAUUGCACAUAGCUUUAAUAGACACCAAGGGGACCAAGUUUCCUUCAGUUUUUAUUGUUUAUAUGUUCAUAUUAUUAUCAUUCAAAUUUAUCGAUUUAUGAUUUUUUUUUCUUUCAGAAUUUGUUUUAUAUAAUUUUAUUUGCCG
Molecule: messenger RNA, 1271 nt
Organism: Striga asiatica
Lineage: Eukaryota; Viridiplantae; Streptophyta; Magnoliopsida; Lamiales; Orobanchaceae
Source: the annotation of a GenBank genome assembly